AAGAGGGAGGCAGCUACACUCUUUUGCCCUAAUCGCUUACACUCUCCAAUGGCUAAGAAUCGUCCCGAGAAAGAAGAAGAAGAAGAAUCCGGCGAGGAGAUGGAAGUUUCUUCGCCGGGGAACGCGGAUACUGAAUCGGGAUCGGGAUCGGGAUCAGAAUCAGAAUCGGAAUCGGAACCUGAACAAGAGCAACCCCCGAAAAAACCACCAGUUGCCGCUCCAAAGAAGCCACAACCUCAGGAUGAUUCUUCAUCUUCUACUGAAGAGGAAUCUGAUUCCGAGUCCGAACCGGAUCCCGAAACACAGAAACCAAACCCGGUUGUUAAACCCAUAGCUUCCAAACCCAUGGAUGAGCCGAAAAAAGCUGCGCCUAUCGUUGAGAAGAAACCUAAAUCGAAAGCAGAUGCUACUGCAAAACUCACUUCUCCGAAGAAGUCCACUGCCGUUGUCGGAGCUAAACGCCCGGUGGAUGACGGUGAAGCUAAGGAAUCGAAGAGGUCUAAGAAGAAACCAGAGAAACAGAUUGAAACUCCAGUGUCGAAAACACCCACUGAUGACGUGAAAAGGCAGUUGUUUCAGCGAUUGUGGAGUGAAGAUGACGAAAUUGCUAUCCUGAAAGGCAUGACUGAUUACAGGUCGAAGAAAAAAGCCGACCCAGUUGCGGAUUUGAGUGCAUUUCAUGAAUUCAUCAAAAAGUCUUUGCACGUAGAUGUGUCUAAGGCCCAGUUGCAAGACAAGAUUAGGAGAUUGAAGAAGAAGUAUGAAAACAAUGCUGGGAAAGAGAAGAAGGGAAAGGAAAGGACUUUCUCCAAGCCCCACGAGCAAAAAGCCUAUGAAUUGUCUCAAAAGGUUUGGGGUAAAGAGAAAACUGACAAAGUUCCAGUUGAAGUUGUUAAAGUGGAGAAUGUAACUGCAAGUAAGGGACGAAGCAACAGUGGAGAUGAAGAUAAUGGGGUUUUGGAUGUAGUGAAGGAGGAGAAACUGAGUGCGGAGGUGGAGAAGACUGUGGAGGUUACACCUAAUUUGAAUUUGACAUCGUGUGGGGGAAGUGUUGCUGCUCUGGAGAAGUGGCUUGAAGAGUAUUCUGGGUUGCUUAGCAUUGAGAAGUUGGAUGAGAUUAAGAAAAAGUCGACAUCCUUGCAGGUAGCUGAGGCUGGCUUGUGCUUGAGGAGGGUGAAUCUAAUUGCUGAGCAGGGGGAGCUGAUGCGCAAAGCUAUGAAUGCUUCUGGGAUUGAUAUCUAGAAAGAGUAAACUAUUUUAAGGCAAACUUCCUUUUUAGGUUUGUUUCUGCUUGUAGUUCUGUUAAUUUCUCAUUUUGUGUAGUUUCAGCUCAUUGUCUUUACAAGUAGCAUAUUUUGGAGCUUGUUAUGUGUGAUUUGCUAUUUGGAUAUAAACCAUAUUUGUCU
This is a messenger RNA of Solanum verrucosum, 1406 nucleotides long. RefSeq names its product GLABROUS1 enhancer-binding protein-like. NCBI's taxonomy places the organism in Eukaryota, Viridiplantae, Streptophyta, Magnoliopsida, Solanales, Solanaceae. Gene Ontology annotation, cellular component: nucleus. Gene Ontology annotation, biological process: regulation of DNA-templated transcription. The record is from RefSeq and is a predicted model, not a curated record. The coding region runs from base 49 to 1242 and encodes 397 amino acids. The transcript has a single exon.